Peronospora farinosa is the source of this 477-nucleotide messenger RNA. NCBI's taxonomy places the organism in Eukaryota, Oomycota, Peronosporomycetes, Peronosporales, Peronosporaceae. The record is from the annotation of a GenBank genome assembly.
AUGAAUGCGAAUGAGACGCCCCUUGCCGAGACUACGACCACGAAACGUGCCGUUGAACAAUUUGACCGGGAAUUCCAGCGCUACACUACGAAGCAGACUGGUAAAAGUGCACGGGCUGUAGCCAUGGCUCGUGCAGAGCUGGCAAAAUACAAUGCACUUGUGUUUCAGGACAAGAAACUGGAAGAGGCUGGUUUGAAGAAGGGUCGGUUGACACCAGAGGUACGCGCGGUCUAUGAGAAGAAGAUUAAGGAAUUGGGGGAAGCUCUGGACAAAUUUCACCUCUCUGUGGCUGGCUACAAUCGAACCAAGGCCAUCUUGUCGUUCGUGUUGCUCGUGGUGUUUGCACUUAUAAUGUUCUUCCAGCCGUGGGCCAAGCAUUUUGAACACCCCGAGGAUCUCACAUAUGAUGAGUAUGCGACGCUCGAGGAGGAACCGAUGGAGACGGUGAAAGCUGCGGGCAUCAACGACGAACUGUAG